Messenger RNA from Haliotis rubra (blacklip abalone), 1144 nucleotides. Its product is annotated as thyrotropin-releasing hormone receptor-like. Gene Ontology annotation, biological process: G protein-coupled receptor signaling pathway. NCBI's taxonomy places the organism in Eukaryota, Metazoa, Mollusca, Gastropoda, Lepetellida, Haliotidae. The record is from RefSeq and is a predicted model, not a curated record. Gene Ontology annotation, molecular function: G protein-coupled receptor activity. Gene Ontology annotation, cellular component: plasma membrane. Bases 43 to 1104 code for a protein of 353 amino acids. The transcript has a single exon.
AUCACAGACGACCCAUGCCGCCAAGAAGGGGUGGAAGAGGUCAUGGCCUUCUUGAAGAUGAACGUGACCUUCAACAGGUCAUCUUGCCACAACCAGGAGCCCGGAUUCAUCACAUACAGCCAGGCGUUCUACUCCUACUUCACCCCCGUCAUCCUCAUCAUUGGACUCACAGGAAACAUCUUGUCCCUCCGUGUGUUUGUCUCCAGAAAUAUGCGGAAACUCUCUGCCAGCACAUACCUAGCUGCCUUAUCAACGUCGGACAUCAUGGCGCUUGUAUUUUACGUCCUUGUUGAUUGGCUGAGGCGGGGACUUCCGUUUUUCUCGGGUCAUCAUGAACCCGAGUUUUUAGAGACGCAUGGCGUUUGUCAAAUAGCUUUGUAUCUGUCCUACGUUUGUAGAUUUUUGUCGGCAUGGUUCAUCGUUACGUUCACAGUGGAGAGAUACAUCGGCGUAUGUCAUCCGCUGCGGCGGAAGGAUAUUUGCGGAAGUAGAUGUGCACAAAAGGUUAUUGGGAGCCUCGUUGUGAUCAGCAUGUGUCUGAUGAUGUACAAACCGAUUCUGAGUGGGGUUUACACACUGCAACCGACCAAUGUUCAGCGCUGUACGGCUGAUCCUAACCUGAAAUUUGUAUCCUUCACCCUGGACAGUAUCUUCGCAGUCUCCAUAACUCUUGUGCCAUUUAUGAUCAUCACCGUUCUCAACACCAUGAUCAUCCGAAAGCUGUACAUGCGAUAUCGCCGCCACAAGCAGUGUAAUGUCAUCACAGAAGAGAGUAUCAUCAGGUUAGAGUUCACCAUCAUCCUUCUUGUGGUAUCAUUUGUUUUCAUCAUGCUUAAUCUCCCCUUCUUCUGUGUGUGGUGCAAACAAUUCCUCUUAUCCGCAUCGGAAGUGGUGAUCUUUCCGGGACUCCAAGGUUCUCUGCUCAUAACCAGAGUCAUAUUCUACAUGAACUAUUGCAUUAACUUCUUCCUGUACAGCAUAACUGGGGCCUACUUCAGACAAGAACUGAGGAUGUUGUUCGUUUACAGGAAUAAAAGAUACAUGGAAUACGGAAGAUACUCUCGGAACAAUUCAAACACACCCACGCCUCAGUCUUGGGUUUGACAAAGUGUCUAUUUGUUUGCGUCCUGUUCGUGUUGUGCAA